UGAAUCAACCGACUCGAGCUUGCCGAGGAUCAGGAAGAGCUACUAGCGAACAGAUGGGCGGGCCUGCGUGACCCUGCUGUUCCCCGGAAGAAACAAAACCCGACGACACUCACCGCGGGUAGCGGACGACUCCAACCACUCAGAAAACAGAACCCCACGGUUUGACACAUGUGGUACCGUCUCCGGUACGUGUGCAAGGCGUUGAGGCACGCCUGCUGUGAAGCGAGUCCUGGGGACUACGACAGCUGCAGCGACGACGACGGGAGCGUCCUUACCCGUGAAGAUAUCCGGCGCCCUAACUUGCAGAAGCUUGCCGAAGCUAUCGCUACGUCCCAGCCCCCCUCUGCAAAACAUGAUGCCGGUCGGGGUGGACGCGAGACCGACGGGGGGAUCGCGGUUCAUGUUGCCGACCACGGUCCUCCGAUGCAACGUGUUUUGAGCGAAGAUAGCACAUCCAGGGAGGGGGAGAGCAGUUUCAUCCCCUCUCCGGGCACGGACGUCAUCAGCACGGCGUCGCCGGCAACGUCAACUCCUGGUGUUGACGUAGUACUCGAGAAAAACACUCCUUCUCCCGAUACCGCAAGAGGCGGGAGCACCCCGGCUGGAGUGGCUACUCGCGCAAGGCCUAGCAGACUGCCUCCAAGGACAACAGCUAAGAAAAGCCGCUGGACGGACGACGUGUUAGAAGGGUUCCUGUACUCGACGCUGGUGGACGGGAGCGGACUCGUCUUGGACAAGCUUGAUUCCGACGGAAGCGGGAAGAAGAGCGGGGAACGAAUCUUGUCGUAUGACCCGGACCAGAUGCGGCUGAACUGGAUAUCGACCGGCCUGCGACGCAAAACGGGGAGUAUGCUGGCCAAGGACAUUGGCGAGGUUACCUGCGAGGGCACGUCGGCGUCGAAGCUCGGCCUAGAUCGGCGGCGGAAGGUGUAUUCCACCUCGCAGGAGCGGGACGCCCAGAUCCUGAAGGAGCUGCUGCUGUUCGUGCGUCGGCAGGCAAUCUCCAAUUUCGCGGCGGCGGUGUCUAGGCUAGCGGCGGCCGCUAAUUCUCCCGCUGCUUCCACCACCGGCGUGGAUUCCGCAAUUUGCCUCGUUGCCGAAAACGGGGGAAACAGUAAUCUUAUCGAUACCGCUAUCUUUGGCAAUGAGCGUGGGCGCGGAGGUCGGGAGCCGGCGGGGAGCAAUGUGACGCCAAUCACUGGGGUGUUCACGAAGAGUAAAGGGAGGCGAAGGUCGGUCAAGUGAAUCAAGUGUGUGUGUAUAGCAGCCAGAGCCGCACGAAGAGAACUAACAAUGGUGUGGUAUGGAAGGAGUUAUGUUGUACCGUGCACGUACGAAGCGUUGGUAUCGAGCCGGCCCAACGCGCGGGGUAGAAAAUAUAGGAUCGAUGACCAACCUGGUACCGGUUCGUGUUGAUUUUUGAAUGGGUGGGUUUGCGUGAUUUCACCACACGAUACAGUCGACCCCGCGUUAAGGACGCCCAUGGUUUUUCCUGAAAAAAACGUCCUUAAAGCGGGGUUGCGUCCUUAAAAUUCUGGGGACGAUAGCUCACCAUCCCCGGGGCCAAUGGAGGCAUGCUAUAAUACCUCAAACUAUGCGUCAUUUGCUAAGGAAGGGGGUGGUUUGCCUCGGUAGAACAAGGGCCGUUCCCAGCCCGGAGAACAUGAGGAGCGUGGUCACCCGUCGAGCCACGGAACAUGUUGUUGGCGCAUCCGAUGUUGAGGACUUGACAGCGGUACUCUCACGAGACCAGCUUGGUCGGGCCCGGAGUGUGCGCAUGCCGGAUGUUUUAGGGGCUGCCGUGGAAGAAAUGCGGCGGAUAAGACGGUCGGUUGGUUUUGGGAGAAAGCCACUCUAAGUGCGGAAAAAUGGAUCGACGUAACCUGGUUUUCUUUCCUGGCGUCGGU
Molecule: messenger RNA, 1907 nt
Organism: Ectocarpus sp. CCAP 1310/34
Lineage: Eukaryota; Phaeophyceae; Ectocarpales; Ectocarpaceae
Source: the annotation of a GenBank genome assembly